This is a messenger RNA of Carya illinoinensis, 693 nucleotides long. Its product is annotated as DELLA protein RGL1-like. Gene Ontology annotation, cellular component: nucleus. Gene Ontology annotation, biological process: regulation of DNA-templated transcription. The coding region runs from base 1 to 693 and encodes 230 amino acids. Gene Ontology annotation, molecular function: DNA-binding transcription factor activity; sequence-specific DNA binding. The record is from RefSeq and is a predicted model, not a curated record. Lineage: Eukaryota; Viridiplantae; Streptophyta; Magnoliopsida; Fagales; Juglandaceae. The transcript has a single exon.
AUGGUCGAAACCAUUGCAUCAGAACGGAAGGUCCAUUUGAUAGAUAUGGGAAUCAGGUGUGGAGUCCAUUGGACAGUCUUGAUACAGGCUCUUGCAGACAGACAGGAUUACCAGCCCAUCGAGCUUCUCAAGAUCACUGCUAUUGUAUCAAAAGACAUUGAGGAGAUAGGUACGAGGUUAGCCAAUUUUGCCAAGACCUUGAACUUGCCAUUUUCGUUCAAGUCAAUUAUUUUAUCAGACAUGAAAGAUGCCAAGGAAGAACUAUUUGAAACAGAAGAGGGUGAAGCAAUCAUCAUUUAUGCUUCGUAUGUACUGAGGACAAUGAUACCAACACCUGAUUACUUGGAAAACUUGAUGAGAGUGAUGAGAAAUCUCAAUCCGACUAUAAAACAGUAUGAUGAGGAUCGAAUCAGAUUGGAAACAAUUUGUGGUGAUGCAAUCCGAAACAUUGUGGCAGAGGAGGGUGAAGAAAGGACUAUUCGAUGUGUUCCGUUGUAUGUUUGGAAGGCGUAUUUUGGAAGGUUUGGAAUGGUGGAAAUUGGGAUAAGUGAGUCAUCUUUCAAGCAAGCUAGUUUGGUUCUCCAAAAGUUCGAUUGCAGGAGUUGUUGCAUACUUCAUAAGAAUGGAAAAUGUCUAGUUGUUGGGUGGAAGGGAACCCCAAUUCAUUCCCUUUCAGUUUGGGGGUUCUGCUGA